This is a messenger RNA of Sodiomyces alkalinus F11, 705 nucleotides long. RefSeq names its product thioredoxin-like protein. The coding region runs from base 1 to 705 and encodes 234 amino acids. Gene Ontology annotation, cellular component: cytoplasm. Lineage: Eukaryota; Fungi; Ascomycota; Sordariomycetes; Glomerellales; Plectosphaerellaceae. The record is from RefSeq and is a predicted model, not a curated record. The transcript has 3 exons.
AUGUCUUCCUCCCCAGAAAUCAUCCUCUACACAAACCACCGGUGUCCUUGGGCCCACCGCGCCCACAUCGCCCUCGCCGAGCUCAACAUCCCCUUCAAAGAAGAGAUCGUCGACCUCGACAAGCCCCGCACCGAGGCCUACCUCAAGAUCAACCCCCGCGGCCUCGUCCCUUCGCUCUCGUACGACGGCGAAAUCAUCGCCGAAUCCGCCAUCGUCGCCCAGUUCCUCGCCGACGCUCACCCCUCCUCCCACCUGCUCCCGCCGUCGAACACCGCGGAGGGCGCCGUCCGCCGCGCACGCGUUAACUUCUUCACCGACGCCUUCUUCUCCAAGGUCCACCCGGCCUACUUCAAGUCCGUGACGGCCAAGACGGACGAGGAGGUCGAGGAGGCGGGCCGCGCUACCGUUGAUGCCGUUGUCAAGGAGAUUGAGCCGCUGCUCGCCGAUGCGGCGCCCUAUUUCGGGGGCAGCGAGAAGCCCACUUUGGCAGAGGUUCUCACCGGCUCGUGGCUCAUCCGCCUGUUUACCUUUGCCAAGUACGGCUAUCUGCCCAAGACUUUGACCACCGAGCUGUCGGAGCGGGCACCAAACUUUACCAAGUGGGCUGAUGCUGUCGUUAAGACGCCGAGCGUCAAUGCUAUCUAUGAUGAAGAAAACUUUGUUCGUGUUUUGGAGGAGAGGACCGGCAAGACUAGGAGCAGCUGA